Diospyros lotus (date-plum) is the source of this 3955-nucleotide messenger RNA. RefSeq lists its product as uncharacterized. Gene Ontology annotation, biological process: protein import into nucleus. The transcript is spliced from 20 exons. Gene Ontology annotation, cellular component: nucleus; cytoplasm. Bases 176 to 3526 code for a protein of 1116 amino acids. Gene Ontology annotation, molecular function: protein binding; nuclear import signal receptor activity. The record is from RefSeq and is a predicted model, not a curated record. Lineage: Eukaryota; Viridiplantae; Streptophyta; Magnoliopsida; Ericales; Ebenaceae.
UUCCGCCAACACGAGACGUAUAUAUAGAUAAGAGGGAGGGAGAGAGAAAGAGAGAGACAGAGAGAGAGAGAGAGAGAGUGUGUGUGUGCGUGUGUUCGCCGCCGCCGUCGCCGUCUCCCAAUUCAGUCAUCGAAGCGGAAAGGACUGAAGCAGAAACCCUAACUGGGAAGCGGCGAUGGCCUCCAAUUCAAUCCAGCUCCAGCAAGCUCAACUCGCGGCGAUUCUCGGCCCCGAUCCGGCGCCGUUCGAAGCCCUAAUUUCCAACCUGAUGUCGUCGUCGAACGAGCAGCGGUCCCAGGCCGAGUUCGUAUUCAAUCUCUGCAAGGAGAAUGAUCCUGACUCGCUCGCGCUCAAGCUUGCCCAUCUGCUCCAGUUCUCCCCACUUGUGGAGGCCCGGGCCAUGGCGGCCGUCCUUCUCAGGAAACAAUUGACUCGAGAUGAUUCGUAUUUGUGGCCUCGGUUGUCGGCGUCCACUCAGGCUUCGCUGAAGUCCAUCUUCCUCGCCUGUGUCCAGCGGGAGAAAGCCAAGACUAUAAUCAGGAAACUAUGCGACACCGUUUCGGAGCUUGCUGCCGGGAUUCUGCCUGACAACGGCUGGCCGGAGCUCGUUCCAUUUAUGUUCCAGUGCGUUUCGUCCGAUUCUCCUGAGCUUCAGGAAUCGGCGUUGUUGGUCUUAUCCCAGUUGUCGCAGUACACAGGGGAGACUCUAGUCCCUCACUUAAUGGAUUUACACACUGUGUUCUUGCGGUGUUUGACUUCGUCGUCGAACUUUGAUGUCAAUAUUGCGGCACUAAAUGCGGUGAUUAACUUUAUCCAGUGCUUGGAGAACUCGAGCGAUCGCGACAGGUUUCAGGAUUUGCUGCCGGCGAUGAUGCACACGUUGAUGGAGGCGUUGAAUCGUGGCCAGGAGACGACGGCUCAGCAAGCCCUUGAAUUGUUGAUCGAAUUGGCGGAGACAGAGCCGAGAUUUUUGAGGAGGCAAUUGGUGUAUGUGGUGGGGUCAAUGUUGCAGAUUGCGGAGUCUGAAGUCCUUCAAGAAGGGACAAGGCAUCUUGCGAUUGAGUUUGUGGUUACGCUUACUGAAGCGAGGGAAAGAGCGCCGGGGAUGAUGAGGAAAUUUCCGCAAUUCAUCAGUCGGUUGUUUGCUAUACUGAUGAAGAUGCUACUGGAUAUUGAGGAUGACCCUGCAUGGCAUAGUGCAGAAAUUGAGAGUGAAGACGCGGGAGAGAGCAGUAAUUAUAGCGUUGGCCAGGAGUGUUUGGAUAGGUUAUCUAUUGCCUUGGGAGGAAAUAUGGUUGUUGCAGUUGCCUCAGAGCAGUUGCCAGCAUAUCUUGCUGCUCCUGAGUGGAAGAAGCACCAUGCUGCCCUAAUAACAUUUGCCCAGAUUGCUGAAGGAUGCUCUAAGGUCAUGCUUAAGAAUUUGGAGCAAGUAGUCAACAUGGUAUUGAGUUCAUUUCAAGAUCCCCAUCCUCGAGUACGAUGGUCUGCUAUUAAUGCAAUUGGGCAGCUGUCUACAGAUUUGGCCCCAGAUUUGCAAGUUCAGUACCAUCAACAUGUACUGCCAGCUUUAGCUGGAGCUAUGGAUGAUUUCCAGAAUCCCCGUGUGCAGGCACAUGCUGCUUCAGCAAUUCUCAAUUUCAGUGAAAACUGCACUCCAGAUAUUUUAACACCUUAUUUGGAUGGAUUAGUGAGCAAACUGCUUGUUCUUUUACAGAAUGGCAAACAAAUGGUGCAAGAAGGGGCUUUGACUGCUUUAGCAUCAGUUGCUGAUUCGUCUCAGGAGCACUUCCAAAAGUAUUAUGAUGCAGUUAUGCCUUACUUGAAAGCUAUAUUGGAGAAUGCAACUGACAAGUCAAGCCGGAUGCUUCGUGCCAAAGCAAUGGAGUGCAUAAGUUUGGUUGGAAUGGCAGUUGGGAAGGAGAAGUUCAGGGAGGAUGCUAAGCAGGUUAUGGAAGUGCUCAUGUCGUUGCAAGGAUCUCAACUGGAGACAGAUGAUCCUACUACAAGUUACAUGCUACAGGCAUGGGCCAGACUCUGCAAAUGUUUGGGGCAGGACUUCCUACCUUACAUGGCUGUUGUUAUGCCUCCAUUGCUUCAAUCUGCGCAGCUCAAACCUGAUGUGAUAAUUACAUCUGCAGAUUCUGAUAAUGAAAUUGAUGAAUCAGAUGAUGAAAGUAUGGAGACCAUAACUUUGGGGGACAAGAGAAUAGGAAUCAAAACUAGUGUCCUUGAGGAGAAAGCUACAGCUUGUAACAUGCUCUGCUGCUAUGCUGAUGAAUUGAAGGAAGGCUUUUAUCCGUGGAUUGAUCAGGUUGCCCCAAUUUUAGUACCACUUUUAAAAUUUUACUUCCAUGAAGAAGUGAGGAAAGCAGCUGUUUCAGCCAUGCCUGAGUUAUUGGUCUCAGCAAAAUUAGCUGUUGAAAAAGGGCUUGCUCAAGGUCGCAAUGAAUCUUAUAUCAAGCAGUUAUCUGACUAUGUAGUUCCAGCUUUGGUGGAAGCCCUACAAAAGGAGCCAGAUAUUGAAAUAUGUACAAGCAUGUUGGAUGCUCUUAAUGAGUGCAUACAGAUCUCUGGUCCUCUCUUGGAUGAAAGCCAGGUUAGGAGCAUUGUGAAUGAGAUAAAACAGGUGAUCACAGCCAGCUCAAGUAGAAAAACCAUGAGAGCAGAAAGGGUCAGAGCUGAAGAUUUUGAUGCUGAGGAGGGGGAAAUAUUAAGAGAGGAAAAUGAGCAAGAGGAAGAAGUUCUUAAUCAUGUAGGUGAAAUAUUGGGAAGUCUGGUAAAAACUUUCAAGGCCUCUUUUUUGCCCUUAUUUGAUGAGUUCUCAUCAUAUCUCACGCCCAUGCUGGGGCAGGAUAAACCAGCUGAAGAGAGAAGGAUAGCAAUUUGCAUCUUUGAUGAUGUUGCAGAGCACUGUCGUGAAGCAGCUCUGAAAUAUUAUGACAAGUAUCUUCCUUUUGUUUUGGAAGCUUGCAAUGAUGAGAAUCCAGAUGUCCGACAGGCUGCUGUCUAUGGACUUGGGGUUUGUGCUGAAUUUGGUGGUUCUGGUUUUAAACCUCUUGUUGGAGAGGCUAUUUCUAGGUUGAAUGUUGUGAUAAUGAGCCCCACUGCAUUGCAGUCUGAAAAUGUAAUGGCAUAUGAUAAUGCUGUUUCUGCUUUGGGAAAAAUAUGUCUGUUCCACCGUAACAGUAUAGACUCUGCUCAGAUUGUUCCUGCAUGGUUAAACUGCCUGCCAAUAAAAGGUGAUUUGGUUGAGGCCAAAAUGGUACAUGACCAGCUAUGUUCAAUGGUUGAAAGGUCAGAUGGGGAACUUUUAGGACCCAACAACCAGUAUCUUCCUAAAAUUCUUAUGGUAUUUGCAGAGAUUCUUUGUGCCGGGAAGGAUCUUGCAACGGAGCAAACAGCAAGCCGGAUGAUUAAUCUUUUGAAGCAACUGCAACAGAUUCUACCACCAUCCACCUUGGCUUCAACCUGGUCAUCCUUGCAGCCUCAGCAGCAGGUUGUCUUGCAGUCCAUCCUGUCAUCAUAGUUCUCCAGAUAACAGUAGAGUAAUGUUCAUCUUGCUGUUUAUAGUGUGUCUGGUUUGAUCGGUUUGUCUUGCCAAUAUUUGUUACCCAUUUUUUUGCCAUAAGAUUCCCCAGCAUAAUUCAUUUUUGGAUGAGUUGCUACAGCAGCAACCUGGUGUUCGGUGUUUGGUUCACUAUGAUUCUUUUGCUGGGAUAGAAUGUGUAUAUUUUGAAGUGUUAUUUGUAGUGUGAUACUGCAAAAGCAUAAGAAAGCAAAGGUCAGUAAGUUUAGGUCGAGGGUUGAUAAUAUGAGAGUGAAGUUGGACUUGGAGGGUUUUGUCGCGGAGGGCAAUUCUUGUUGCAGUUUUGGUGCUGUUAAUUGUUUUUGCUUUUUUAUCGUGACUAUACAAAGGACUUCAUUUAUAAAUGGCGAUCUUUUUGUUUUCUUAUCA